This is a messenger RNA of Penicillium canariense, 1686 nucleotides long. RefSeq names its product serine/threonine-protein phosphatase 2B catalytic subunit. Gene Ontology annotation, biological process: calcineurin-mediated signaling; fungal-type cell wall organization. Lineage: Eukaryota; Fungi; Ascomycota; Eurotiomycetes; Eurotiales; Aspergillaceae. Bases 1 to 1686 code for a protein of 561 amino acids. The record is from RefSeq and is a predicted model, not a curated record. The transcript is spliced from 5 exons. Gene Ontology annotation, molecular function: calmodulin-dependent protein phosphatase activity; calmodulin binding. Gene Ontology annotation, cellular component: calcineurin complex; cytoplasm.
AUGGAUCGGGCUCUCGCACUCGCGGUGACCGACAAGAAGCCGGUCCCCGAGAUCGAUUUCACAUUGCAUACGAUGGAGGAUGGCAUGCAGGUGUCGACGAUGGAGCGGGUGGUGAAAGAGAUCAGAGGUCCAAGCGCCUGCCUUGAGUACCCCCCCGACGAUAUGUUUUGGUCCCCCGACGACCCGUCCAAGCCAAAUCUCCAGUACCUCAAGCAGCACUUCUAUCGCGAAGGCCGUCUCACUGAGGAUCAGGCACUAUGGAUUAUCCACGCCGGGACAGAGGUUUUGCGAUCGGAGCCUAAUCUCUUAGAGAUGGAUGCCCCCAUUACCGUCUGCGGUGAUGUUCACGGCCAGUACUACGAUUUGAUGAAGCUGUUCGAGGUGGGCGGUGACCCGUCAGAGACGCGCUAUCUGUUUCUGGGUGAUUACGUUGAUCGGGGUUACUUCAGUAUUGAGUGCGUUCUGUAUCUCUGGGCUCUGAAGAUCUGGUAUCCGGACUCGCUUUGGCUGCUGCGGGGUAACCACGAAUGUCGCCACUUGACGGACUACUUCACAUUCAAGUUGGAGUGUAAACACAAGUAUAGCGAGCGGAUCUAUGAGGCGUGCAUCGAAUCCUUCUGUUCUCUGCCGCUGGCGGCGGUCAUGAACAAGCAAUUCCUCUGCAUCCACGGUGGUCUCAGCCCGGAGCUGCACACCCUCGAGGAUAUCAAGGCGAUCGAUCGUUUCCGCGAACCCCCAACCCACGGCUUGAUGUGUGACAUUCUCUGGGCCGAUCCUCUGGAGGAAUUUGGUCAAGAAAAGACGGGCGAUUUCUUCAUUCACAAUAGCGUUCGUGGUUGCUCUUACUUCUUCUCCUAUCCUGCCGCGUGCGCGUUCCUGGAGAAGAACAACCUCCUUUCGAUUAUUCGAGCCCAUGAGGCCCAGGACGCCGGUUACCGUAUGUAUAGGAAGACACGGACAACCGGCUUUCCGAGUGUGAUGACGAUUUUCAGCGCUCCCAACUACCUCGAUGUGUACAACAACAAGGCUGCCGUCCUCAAGUACGAGAACAACGUCAUGAACAUCCGUCAAUUCAACUGCACCCCGCAUCCCUACUGGCUGCCGAACUUCAUGGAUGUCUUCACCUGGUCUCUGCCCUUUGUUGGUGAGAAGAUCACGGAUAUGCUUAUCGCCAUUCUCAACACCUGCUCGAAGGAAGAACUGGAAGACGACGAAACCCCCUCGACCACCUCACCGGUUGGCCCAUCGUCUCCUCCUUUGCCCAUGGACACCGAGUCCACCGAGUUCAAGCGACGUGCCAUCAAGAACAAGAUUCUUGCUAUCGGCCGUCUCUCGCGUGUUUUCCAGGUCCUUCGUGAGCAGUCCGAGAGUGUCAGUGAACUGAAGACGGCGGCUGGCGGCCGUCUCCCCGCGGGUACUCUCAUGCUGGGUGCCGAAGGUAUCAAGCAGGCUAUCCACAACUUCGAGGAUGCGCGCAAGGUCGAUUUGCAGAACGAGCGCCUGCCUCCUAGCCAGGAGGAGGUCUACCAGAAGAGCGAGGCAGAACAUAAAGCUGCUAUGCAGCGUGCGCAGCAUGAGGCUGACAAUGACGCCGGGCUUGCGACCAUUGCCAGGCGUAUCUCCAUGUCCGCCGGCACGGGGCGCAGUCGCCGUCAGCGUGAUUCGCGAGACUCCAAGGAGGCCUAA